Molecule: messenger RNA, 3357 nt
Organism: Perognathus longimembris pacificus (Pacific pocket mouse)
Lineage: Eukaryota; Metazoa; Chordata; Mammalia; Rodentia; Heteromyidae
Gene: Trmt1l
Product: tRNA methyltransferase 1 like
Exons: 16
Coding region: 240-2477 (745 amino acids)
Biological process (GO): tRNA N2-guanine methylation
Cellular component (GO): nucleus
Molecular function (GO): RNA binding
Source: RefSeq, a predicted model, not a curated record
ACGCCUGGGGAGAGGGAAGCGGUCGCGUUCUCGAAUCGUUGCCUCUGGCUUUUCUGCUGAUAGGUUUUGUUCGCCGGUUUCUCUUUUUGUUUGUUGUUGUUGUCUGUUGCCCACAUCCCACAGACUCUUUUGUUUCCCCUCUCCUUGGAUCCUGCCCUGUGGGCAUUAACGUCAGUUGUCUCGACCCGCCGAGAGUCCUCCCAUACUCCCCCGGGUCCCCCGGCACGGAGGCGGUAACUAUGGAGAAUAUGGCGGAGGAGGAGCUGCUACCCCUGGAGAAGGAGGAGGGAGCUCAGGUCGGCGUCCCGGCCUCGGCUCGGGUUUCAGAUUCGGCUCCGGAACCGGCUCCGACUCCGGCCUCGGCUCCAGCCCCAGCCCUUGCCCGGGCCCAGGCUCCGGCCCUGUCCCCGUCCCUAGCGUCUGCCCCCGAGGAGGCGGAAAGCAAUGGUCUAGUUAGUCUUUUGAAGUCAAUCAUAACUAGGGAAGAUGAAGAUGGCGUAUCUGAAAUAGAAUUGAAAACUGAGGAAACAGUAACAGAAGAAGUUUUAAAAGAACCUCCUGACAUCUUGGACUCACCUAAUUUAACAAGAGAGAGACACAUCUCAAUUCAAAGGCAGCUUGCGGAUCUAGAGAAGCUAGCUUUUGUAACUGAAGGAGACUUUGAUUCUACCAGUUCACUGAACUCAGAUAAUCUUGAUGCAGGAAAUAAGCAAGCUUGUCCAUUGUGCCCUAAGGAAAAAUUCAGAGCUUGUAAUAGUCACAAAUUACGUCGUCACCUUCAGAAUUUACACUGGAAAGUCUCAGUUGAAUAUGAAGGUUUCAGAAUGUGCAUCUGUCACUUACCUUGUCGACCAGUAAAACCAAACAUUAUUGGAGAACAGAUAUCCAGUAAAAUGGGUGCCCACUACCAUUGUAUCAUUUGUUCAGCAACAAUCACCAGAAGGACUGACAUGCUAGGACAUGUUAGGCGCCAUGUAAAUAAAGGAGAGACUAAGUCCAGGUACACUGCUGUGUCUACUGCUAAACCAUCAAGUGAAAUUUUGAAGGAAGCAGAUACAGAUGUACAAGUUUGUCCUAACUAUUCUAUACCUCAGAAAACAGAUUCCUAUUUUAAUCCGAAAAUGAAACUAAAUCGAUUAUUACUUCUUUCUAGGCAGCUAAUAUUCUGUACAUUGGCUGCUUUGGCUGAAGAACGAAAACCUUUGGAAUGUCUAGAUGCUUUCGGAGCCACUGGGAUAAUGGGACUACAAUGGGCAAAACACCUUGGAAAUGCAGUCAAAGUUACAAUUAAUGACAUGAAUGAAAAUUCUGUGACAUUGAUUCAGAAAAACUGCCAUUUAAACAAAUUGAAAGUGGUGGUAGACAGUAAGGAAAAGGAAAGCGGAGAUUGUCUUGGAGAAGAAGAACAAAAUCUUGGUAAUAUUAAGGUGACUAAAAUGGAUGCCAAUGUACUGAUGCAUUUGAGAUCUUUUGAUUUCAUACACCUAGACCCUUUUGGAACUUCGGUGAACUAUCUAGAUUCGGCAUUCAGAAAUAUAAGAAACCUUGGCAUAGUUUCAGUGACGUCGACAGACAUCAGUUCCUUAUAUGCCAAGGCACAGCAUGUUGCCCGGCGUCACUAUGGAUGUAACAUUGUCCGAACUGAAUAUUAUAAGGAACUAGCAGCCAGAAUUGUGGUGGCUGCAGUGGCAAGAGCUGCAGCACGAUGCAACAAAGGCAUAGAAGUACUGUUUGCAGUGGCUUUGGAACAUUUCGUGUUGGUUGUUGUGAGAGUGUUAAGGGGGCCUACAUCAGCAGAUGAGACAGCCAAGAAAAUUCAAUACCUGAUCCACUGUCAGUGGUGCGAAGAGAGAAUUUUUCAGAAGGAUGGUAAUAUGGUAGAAGAAAACCCAUAUAGACAGUUGCCCUGUAACUGUCAUGGAACCAUGCCUGGAAAGACAGCAAUAGAACUUGGACCUCUAUGGUCAAGUUCCCUUUUCAACACUGGAUUCCUCAAAAGAAUGCUAUUUGAAUCUGUUCAUCAUGGUGUGGAUGAUAUUCAGACCCUCAUAAAGACAUUAAUCUUUGAAUCAGAGUGUACACUUCAAAAAGAAAAUGAUGUAUUUAUUAAGACCACAGAUAGCACAACAGACCAUCUACAAGGAAAGAGAAAAAGCCAUGAAGUGAUGACAAAUUUAGCCAAGAAGCAGAAGUCUGAUGUCAGUACUGAGCAUCCUCCUUUCUAUUAUAAUAUCCACAGACACAGCAUUAAAGGGAUGAACAUGCCAAAGUUGAAAAAGUUUCUGUGCUAUCUUUCUCAAGCAGGCUUUCGUGUAAGCCGAACUCAUUUUGACCCAAUGGGUGUUCGUACAGAUGCACCUCUGUUGCAAUUUAAAUCUAUCCUUCUACAGUACAGCACCCCCACUUACACUGGAGGACAAUCAGAAGGCUAUGUCCAAUCAUCACCCGAAAAUACAGUGGCUGACAGGGUUGAAUAACAGGUUGAAUAAUAAGUGGUUGCAGAAGACAGUAAUGAUGAGUUUAUUCUCAGGUGUCUGUACAGAUGGCCCAAUAGUUCUAUGCCAACUUAUAUUUCCUUUUCUAUUCAAUUCAGUUGUGUAAAAAUAAAGAAAAAAAGGUACUGAUGUUUUCAUUCAGAAAAUUAGCUCCAAGUUUAUUGGUUUGAGAACUUUGCUUUGUAAGUUUUUCUUAUUUAAAGAAAACAAGUUUUAAUGAAAAGUGUUUCAUAAUAUGAACUUUGACUGGGAUCACACUAUGUUUAAUAAAUUUAGAAAAUUUUCGCACAGAUAGUACUUAGAAACUGAAGUACAUUGUAGAAGUGCUUCAUUUUUUUUAGGGGAGCAGUGUUGGGGAUCAAACUCAAGGCUUCAGGCAAACUAGGCAGCAAUCUACCAUACCACUAAGGUAAGGUACAUCCUUCGAGCUAGUCAUCUUUUGUCACACUCAGUAGCUGGGACUAUAGGCAUGCACCAUUGUGCCCUGCUAUCCUUUACUAUUCUUAAUCACAUACCUUUGUUAACUUAUUUGUGAUGUUUUUCUAUGUGUAGUAUACAGAAUGAAGUUAAAGCCUUUUACAUAUUGAAAUUACCCUGGGUAGAAUAAGGAAUACUGUUCUGCCAAGUGACAAGUACAACACUGAAAUUUUUUCACAGUUUUAAGAUAUCAUAAUUUACACACUGAUUUUAAUUUAUUAAUACCGUUUGAAAAGUUAAAUACUUGUCAGAGACGAAACUUCAGAGCUAUUGUUCUUAUAUAACUUCACAAGUACUGAAAUCCCAACAGUAGAAAUUUUAUGUUUGUUAUGUUGUAAUAUGUAGCUGUGCCACCACUGAGAAGUAAAAUUUGUCAGUAUAUGAA